AUGCUGUUUGCCACCUGUCGCUCUCCUGCCACAGCCCUUGGCCUUGAUGCCCUCAAAUACAGUCCUAGUGACGUAACAGAUGCAGACGGCAUCAAGGUUGGGUGUUUAAAAGUUCUCGAGCUUCUCAACGGCACUGGACUGGACUAUGUCAUCAAUAACGCUGCGAUCAACCGUCGCACAGACUUGCCAUUUAGUUUCGAUCCAGCCGUGCUUGCAGAGAUGAUAAAGUGCAAUAUCACAGGUCUAGCACUGGUUACGCGCUUCCUUCUCCUAGCCAUCGAGAAGAGUAGCGGCAAAGUCAUCGUCAACAUGAGCUCUGCUUUUGCCAGUAUUAGCAAAGAUCUCAGCCCCAAAUCGACGAGCUACAGCAUCAGCAAGACGGAACUUAACAUGCUUACAUACAAACAAAUGCGUGAGCAUCCCCACUUCAUCCCCAUCCUCAUGGACCCUGGUAGGGUAAAGACAGACAUGUGCGGCAAGGGUGCGGUGAUUGAGCCCCAUGUCUCUGUGACGGGCAUUCUGAACGUCUUUUACAACUAUUUGGGCAACCAAAAUCCGUGGUGA
This is a messenger RNA of Suillus clintonianus, 564 nucleotides long. RefSeq lists its product as uncharacterized. NCBI's taxonomy places the organism in Eukaryota, Fungi, Basidiomycota, Agaricomycetes, Boletales, Suillaceae. Bases 1 to 564 code for a protein of 187 amino acids. The record is from RefSeq and is a predicted model, not a curated record. Gene Ontology annotation, molecular function: oxidoreductase activity, acting on the CH-OH group of donors, NAD or NADP as acceptor. The transcript has 5 exons.